Molecule: messenger RNA, 620 nt
Organism: Haplochromis burtoni (Burton's mouthbrooder)
Lineage: Eukaryota; Metazoa; Chordata; Actinopteri; Cichliformes; Cichlidae
Product: interferon-induced protein 44-like
Source: RefSeq, a predicted model, not a curated record
AAUAUGGUAGGAAAAACAAUGAUUAAAUGCAAUUUGUAUAUAGUCCAAUAUAUAUAGUCCAAUAUCCUGGAUAUAUAUUCCCAACUACCUGUUUUAUUCACAGAUAGUCGGUGCAAAAAACAUGAGCUUCUUUAGGAAAAUUUUCAAAUCUAUGUUGGGUACUCCCCCUUCACCUCCUCCUUCACCUCCCCUUUUACGGGUAGAAGAAAGAAAAAUACCAUGGAAUGAAAGAGAGCGAGACCUGCAGCUUGUCAGAGAUUACAAGCCUCACAAAGAUGUUGAGCAUCUCAGAAUUCUGCUUCAUGGACCACCAGCUGCUGGAAAGUCCAGCUUCAUCAACUCUGUCGACAGUACUUUAAGAGGCAAAACCACAGCUCGAGCUUUGGCAGCAAAUGCCCCCAAAAGUUUCACCAUUGCAUACAGGACAUAUAAAAUUCAGAAAGGAAAUCCAGACACCUUUUACCCUUUUGUCUUCAAUGACACCAUGGGGCUUCAGUCCAGUGACGAAGGAAUUCGCGUGGAAGACAUCAAACUUGCCAUCAGUGGACAUGUCAAAGAAGAUUACAGGUUCAAUCCCAAAUCCCCUUUGCCUGAAACAGAUCCUAACUACAGAGGCUCCU